UAAUAAAACUAUCUGAUCAUAUUAUAGUGUAGUUAUUAAGUAAUAAUAUAUAAAAAUGCCUGCCGUCGAAAAGUGUGUCAUCUACGAUUGGAAGCGACUGUGGCAAAUGGUGUCUGGCGUACACUAUGAGACGCCAAGGGGAACAGUGCGCGAGGAGCUGCUCAACGUUUGCUCCGAGCUGCAAGCCGGCGUGCUGCAGUUCAAGCCAAAAAGUGCCUCCAAUGUGCAGCUGGCCGCGCUGCUAAAGGAGAAGAAACAGGAGAAACUGUUGGCAUUUACGGUACGAUUGCAGGAGCUGCUCAACCUGGAGUCGGCUCAAUGCUGGGAGAUCUUAUGCUAUUAUCUGACCAAGGAGUAUCGCGGCUCUGCCAGCCUCCUAACUCAGCUCAUCUCAAACGAGACAAACAUGAUGAAACUGCUCGAGGACAUCAGACACUAUUAUUCGCUGGAGCGCAUGAUUGUCCUGAAGAUACUAAAAAAUGUGCUCGUUUUCUACAAAGUGCCCAAUCAUCCAUACCACAAUGAGUACAGAGAGGUUGUUGACAAGCUGACGCUGCCCCGCAUUGUCGACUCAUAUCUCAAUCAAUUGGAUAGUCUGAUUAAUGAGCUGCCGCCGCGGAAGCUGCUGGCAGGUGAAAGCUUUCACUGCACCGCAAUUUUGACCAACUGGUCGGAGCGCAAUGCACGCGAGACGAACGAAGUGCUACACAUUCUUCUGCUGCUCAGCGAGCAUAAGCCUAUGGAUCUGGGACAUAUCAAGCGACUGUUUGCCACCAUAAAGCAGCACUCGUUUGGACACCUGCAGAACCAUCUGAACAAGGACAACCUCUAUCACAAAGCCCUGAUCGAAAAUAUAACGUAUUCGGAGCUGGUGUUGCUAUUAAAGUGUUUGGAUUUUGAGCAGCCGGGCGAUAAUGCCAAGCUAAUCGAGCAGCUCGUCAAAGAUCUGCACGGCGAAAUAACGAACAUGGAUCAUCGUCCCGAACAUGGCCCAUUGCUGCUGACAUGGAUGAUGCUACGGCUGCGUGGCACCAACGAUGCUGACGAUGCGUCGAGUCUGCUGCGCUGCCGCCAACUAGGCAAACGAGCCGUCGAACUCAAGUGCUUUGUGCAACUCCACGCGAUUGUCACGCAUGCGAUGUUUGCCGAUGACAGUCUGUUGUCGCGCAUUGUUCGCAAAACCAUUUACAAUCAGCUGAGCUACUUGUGCGAUCUCUUUGACGGCGAUGGCAGCUGUGCCCGCUACGAGGGCAUCUAUGAGCUGCUUUGUGAGCUGCUCUCCUGGCCACAAUUGGCAAAGGAUUUUUGCACUCAUGAAGAGGAUGGCGUACGUUCACUGUACAAUUCGUUGCUGGAGAACUUUCCAUUGCAGUUCACCAACUUGGCCAAGAUAGCUCAGGCGCUCAGCAAAGCAGGCCAAGGCAACUAUAUCAAAAGCCAGUUGGAAUCGCUGCCAAUGCUCGCAUUGCUCUAUGACGAGCAUGAGCACAAGGUGAAGGAGCUGAACGCGAAUGAAUACGAGUUGACCAGCGUAAUGCAGCCAUUUCCGCGCAUCGAUUAUACACUGCCUGCCGGCACCAGCUGCACCGCUGUGCAACAUACAAACGGCUUCUAUAUGCAUUUCCGCUGCAGUGUCAACUUUUUCAAUGCGCUGCAUCACGAGAUCAACUGUUUGCUGCGCGAGAAGGCGCAGCUUCAUGGUGACUUUGAAUCCAAUGAGCGCAUAAAGCGCGUCGAGGCGGGUCUCAAGUAUCUGGAAUUGGCUGUGCAGCGCACCAAGUCCGUGGAGGGCAUCAGUGCUGAGAUGGUGCAUCCCACAGAGAUGUGCAUCGAUCUGUUGAGCAAAUUUAAGAGCGUGCAAUGCCCACCAGUUGGACUGCUCUCCAAUUGCCUGAAUGUCUGCACGGCGCUGCUGCCCCUCGUCGACGAGGAGAUCUUCAUGCGCAUCAGCAAUCUGGACAUAUUGCCCACGACCAGCAAUCAGUCGCUACACGACUACAAGCUCUUUGCCAGCGCUGCCUACUUCGAGUCGCGAUUCCUUGGCUCGGUCAUCGACCAUGUGGAGAAGAAGAAGGAACGCUACGAUUUUCUCUUAGCCUACUUGAGUUUUCUGCGCACCUACACAAAGCUGAAGCGCAAGCGAUAUCUUCAAGUGGAGAUACCAGGAUUGGUCUUUCUGUUGCGCGAUGUAUUUCCUCAUCUACACACGUGGCACUUCAAGUCGCAUCUGGACAAGAAUAAGAUCUACUUCGAAGUGCUCAGCCUAAUCUGCGAUCUCUUUGAUAUCAUCGGCAGCAGCAGCGAUGUCAAAUGCGAACAGCGCCAGCUGCUGCUCAAUGUGUGCGUCUAUUCUCUGCUCAAUCUGGACAAUGGAUUAAUUUUAUUGAGAUUUGUUGGCGUUGGCAAUGCGUAUGUGCAGCACACCAUGGAGCUGGAGACGAACUGGAUGCAGCAGCAGCCACAUGGACUCAUGAUGCUCGUGCGCCUCUCCAUGAGAAUACUUAUGCAGGUGCUGUGCCUCAAGAGUCACGUGUAUGCCGCCGACACACUCUCGCCACUGGAGGCCCUGAUCUACACGCAGCCCAAGCAGCGAGACACGUUGCGCAUAAUACCCACUGUGUGCAGCUAUAUGAGUAACAUAUUUGAUCGCUGGUUGCCAAUUGUUUCGUGUCGACUGCUCAAGCGCAUUGCGUUGGAAUUCAACAUGUCGCUGCUGGCCUGCUUGGACAUGGAAGCGGAUCAAAUACGUUUGACAUUCAUACAGAAACUGCCCGAUGAGCUGGAGAGCGAUUCGAUUAAGAUAGCCAUAUUGGAGCUGGUGGAGGCGUGCAUUGGCAAGCAGCCGGGCGUCACGGAGGCAUUCUUCAAGGUGAACUAUGCGCACGAGAAGCGCUCCUUCUUCGGCAAGGAGUGCACGCCCAGCAUUGGCGAUAGCAUCGUGACCUACAUGAAAGAGUUUCUCGAUGCGCUGGAGACGGAACCGCUCACCGUACAGCAGGCACUGCCCUGCAAAAUCAUGAACAUCUUUCACUCGCUAUGGAAGCACAAUCUGCAAAUGCUGGUCAAUGAGCUGCUCAAGCAGCCAAAAUUCUGGACAAAGCUCUGCUCAUCGCUGUUUGCUAAAUCCACGGCCGAGCCACAAGUGCGCGUCUACACGCAGCUCAUCAACAUUGUCUCCAUUGAGAUCUAUAGCACGGGCAUGAGCCAAAAGGAUGAGCUGCGUCAAGUGUUGACCAAGUUCUUUGAGCGCGACUCCUUCCAGCAGUGGCUGAACUAUGUCUUCGAUAUGCCCAAAGUGCCAGCGGUGCAGAGCGCCAGCGAUGAGCUACCCGACUGGAUUUGUUGCCUGCAAUCGUUUAAGGAUCUGAUUAUCAUACUGCUCAAGAAGCAGCCCAAGUUUCUCAGCAUACCCGAUGCACAGUUUAAGCUGCUUGCCAAAAAGUGCCUGACGGUGCUAGUGGAUCGUGCCAACUACUUGGAGGAUAUGCGUCCCUUUAUCAUGCUGGCGGAGCUCUACAUAUUUAUACUGCUGCAAUUCAAGCAAGCGUACACUAGCAGCACCGAGGAAGAGCAGGAGCUUAUGGAUCAGCUGCAACAGCUUAUGACCCGCAUCUGCGCCUGCUACGAGGAUCUACAUGUGCGUGCCAAGGAGGCGUGCCUGGCCAUCAUCACCAAGUGUGCGCAUCUCUAUUCAAAUCUCCUGAUCCGGGACUCUUCCAUUGCGCUGCGCUUCCUCAACUCUGUGGUCAGCAUUAUCUGCACGGAGCUGCAAAGUAUAGAGAAAUCAGUGAAUAUAGAACCGCAGUCGCCACCGCUGCCGGUGGAAACCACUGGCAAGCUAGCCACCACCUCGAAUUCGCUGAUCUUGUGCCUCAAUCUUCUCAAGGCGGUCGCGACCAUUUUCAACAAUGAGGGACCUGUCAACUGGGAUUUGCCAUUUGUGUCUGUGCGCCUGUUCCAGCGUCUGCUGCACUGCGUCUCCUACACGCUACCCAUGCACAGCAAACAGGUGCUCAGCGUCCAGCUGCUGGACGUGCUGAUUGUGUUCGCCAAGAGCAAUUGUUCCAGCGAAUUUCUGCACUGCGAUGUCGGCGAGUAUCUGUGGCUCAAACUAUUGCCGCCGCGGGAGCUACUCCAAUCCCGAUACGAGUUCAAUAAGGCCAGCAGCGAUGUGUGGACCAUCGAGCAGUGGUGGCCCAUCUAUUCGCGCGGCAUUGAGCUGGUCAACAUUAUCUAUGACAAGCACAAAAAGUGCUUCCUGCCGCAGGCCCUACAAUUUGUGGGCAUACAUGAGGUGUAUCUGGUGGAUUCGCUGCUGCUGGGCAAGCAAUCGUUGGAGCCAGAAGCCAUGCAGCUAAUCAAGGCGGCCAUCUCACUGAUCGCCAGCUUGACGGAGCAUCACAAGGAGUGGGCGGAGGAUCACAGCUCCUCGCUCUUCAACAUUAUGAAUGCGGUGCAGAAUCUAAUGGGCCAUGCCACGUCCAUGUUCCAUCAGCAGCGCAACUUGAAGUGUCUGCUCGUCGGACGACGCUCCCAAUUGAAAAUACUGUGCAACACGGAUCCCAUUGCCAUCGAUAAUGACAUUAUCAAUGCCUGCAACGACCUCACGGACAUCAUUAUCUACUGUGUGAAGGCGCUGCAAAAGUUUACGCCAGAUCUGUUGGAUUUGUUGUGCUGUGGCUACUAUGAGCCACACAAAUGGCAUCCCAUACUGGAUGCCAAGUUCAGCGCGCCCAAGCUGAAUGAGAGCAGUUUGACGCUCACCUUUGGCAUGGUCCUAAACAUGGUUACCAUCUAUGUGAAGGCGCUCAACAUGCAAAACCAUGAAUUUAAUGGUGCACCGCUCAAUGUUCUGCCCAACGUGGAGUUUGGCGCGGAGGUGUCAAGCAGCGAAAAAACCGGAAACAUGAGUCGAGGGCAGCGCAGCUUUACGCAAUCCAUAUCGGCAGCGACGUGUCCGUCGAACGAGCUGCUCUCGAAUAUGGAUGGCCAGCUGUGCCUGGUGGCGCUGGAGCAUCUGCUGAUGUUGGUUGCCUCGCAGAGCAUUUUUAUGAUACGCUCGCCGGAUCUGGAGCCGCGCUGGAAGCAGAUUGUGCGACGCGACAUUAGUAGUGAGCUGCUCAGCUUUCAUGAGUUUGUGCGGCGCAAGGUGAUUGUGGAUCAUCGGGACUCGCGUUGUCCGUGGGUGCGACGCAAGCAUGGACUGCUCAAGUUCCAGCAAACGGAUGCGACGCGUCAUGGGCCCGGCCAGCCGCGGAGCAGCAGCAGCACAGAAGUAGUACGUCGUAGCAGCACCACCAAUAAUGAGCUGCGGGUGAAUGUUGUGCGGCGACUGCAUCUACAACAGCAUCAGCAUCAACCGAGUCCCAGUGGAGUAACCAAUCCCAUGGCUGCCUCUACGCCACGUGGCAUGUCCACCGACGUGGCAGAAAUACCAUGUGCCGAGAGCAGAAAACGUUUGUAUUCGGAUGUGCCAUCGGCCAACGAGCUACAACAUUUUCCCCCCUCGACGGAGACCGGCUACUGUGAGCUAUCGCAGGUGCAGCUGGUCGAGGAGGACUAUCUGCAGCUGAUGUAUGCGCUGUUUGGCGUCAUAUCGCAGACUGAGUAAGCUCUUUUUCGACUGUUAUCUUGAUUCUUAGUCGUUGUAUAAAUUUAUUGAAUAAAGUUUAAUUUUUAACAUAA
This is a messenger RNA of Drosophila grimshawi, 5685 nucleotides long. It is a transcript of the gene Nup188, whose product is annotated as nucleoporin Nup188. Gene Ontology annotation, cellular component: nuclear pore inner ring. Lineage: Eukaryota; Metazoa; Arthropoda; Insecta; Diptera; Drosophilidae. Gene Ontology annotation, molecular function: structural constituent of nuclear pore. Gene Ontology annotation, biological process: protein import into nucleus; RNA export from nucleus. The record is from RefSeq and is a predicted model, not a curated record. Bases 56 to 5611 code for a protein of 1851 amino acids. The transcript has 8 exons.